AUGUACGGCUCUGUCUUGUGUAUUGCUGCAUUGUUAACUCUCAUUGAAGCACAUGUUUCAGUGAAGAAAGUUGAAAGAAUUGAACCACUGUCCGAUGAAAUGAUCUCGUAUAUCAAUCAACAUCCAGAUGCUGGAUGGAAAUCUGAAAAAAGCACACGUUUCCUAUCAUUGGAUGAUGCACGUAUGAUGAUGGGUGCAAGAAAAGAGGAUCCAGUGUUGCAAAACAAGAAACGUCCAACAGUCGAUCAUAGUGAUUGGAAUGUGGAAAUUCCAUCGAGUUUCGACGCAUGA
Messenger RNA from Schistosoma turkestanicum, 291 nucleotides. The record is from the annotation of a GenBank genome assembly. Lineage: Eukaryota; Metazoa; Platyhelminthes; Trematoda; Strigeidida; Schistosomatidae.